GAACCGCUGCACGCGUGAUCCGUCGGAUGGGUGUGUCCGCGUGCAUGCGUGCGUGCGUGUGUAUUUUUGCGCGCAAUGCUUUACCUUUUAGUACAAGUGAAUUCAUGCACCGCAGCAAAUUAGAUAAGAGAUGUGAGCAGAGAUAAGAGGAGAACGAGAAGACGGAGGAGGAGCAAAGGAAACCCCACCCAUUCUGUCUGGUGUCAAAGCUGAUAACUAGAGGAGGAAGGUUUUUGUAAGAGCGCAUGAGAGAAGAUCUCAGAGGGAAUGAUUCGAGAGGGAAAGGAGAUGGAGGAGUGUGGAAUGUAGAGAUUGUAAAAAGUGUGACGAAAAAGAAAAAGAAAAAGAAAAGAUAGGAUAGCAGUCAAGACCGAGACUUUGCUGUGGUGGAGAGCUUCAGGAACAGGGAAACAUCAUCAUCAUCAUCAUCAUGGCCUUCACAUCCAUGCUAAGAGCAAACUCCUCUUUAACCGCCCCAGAGGCCGCGUUGACCACCUCCCCCUCCCCCUCGACUAUCAUAACCAGCUACGGAGCAACCGUAGCAGGAGCUUUGAUCCUUAGUGUCGCCUUCGUCCUGGGCAUUCCCGGUAACCUCUUCGUCAUCUGGAGCAUCGUGGCUCGAAUGCGUCGCCGCUCGGUCACCAGCACGCUUAUCCUUAACCUGGCCUGCGCGGACGGCAUGCUCAUGGUGCUCACGCCGUUUUUCAUCAUCUACCUCGUCCAGCGGAGCUGGAACUUCGGUCUGGCCAUGUGCAAGAUCCUGUAUUACUUCUGCUGCGCCAACAUGUACGCCUCCAUCUUUCUGAUCACGGUGAUGAGCCUGCACAGGCUGGUGGCCGUGGUGUGGCCGCAGCGUCUCGGCAUUUUCAACACGCACAGGGCUAUGGUCCGGGCACUUUGGGUGAUCUGGGUCCUGGCUCUGGCUCUGGCGGUGCCUGUUUUAAUAUUCCGAAAGACCGAUAACAACGCCACAAGCAAUGGAACUGUGUGUGACUGUCUACACCCCGAGCCUAAAUAUACAGUGAUGCAGUACACCAUGGAGACACUCCUGGGCUUUUUACUGCCGUACAGCUUGAUUCUGGUCAGUUACGGACAGAUCCUUCUCCGGAUUCGCAGCACGCGCUUUCAGAGACGCAUCCGCAGCGAGAAACUCAUUCUGGCCAUCGUGGUCACCUUCGCGCUUCUCUGGCUGCCGUAUCAUAUCGUCAACGUGCUCCAGGUGUAUGAGGCGUUGCUUGGGAACCCCAAAAGUAAAAUACAUGACAUCAGGACGAUGAUGAGACCCUUCGCGGCUCCAGUGGCCUUCGUCAGCAGCUGCAUCAACCCCGUCCUGUACAUGUUCGCAGGGAAGGCGUACAUGCGCCGGGCGGGUCUGGGCUUCAUGGCGCACCUCUUCGAGACGACGGGACGUGAUUCGGCGUCUCGUAAAUCUCAGAACCAUCAGCGCGAGAAGGGAGAAGACGAUGGAUUGCGUGAUAAGGAGUCGGAAUCCUCGACGAGCGCAAACACGACCGUAAACGCCAAAGCUAUGUGCAUGAUAAAUGGGAAACAGUGACUAAUAAGACCACCGCUUGAGAUGUCAGGAUAAGAAGGAGGAAGAGGAACGGACAUUCCAGGAAGUCGGGAGGAGGUUUAUACUGAUACUGUGUAGCAGAGUGACUGGCUGGAUCAGGCGAAGUCUACCUUCUAGUGAAAGCAUCCUGCUCGGUUAGGUUGGGGUUCAGGUUUACGUCUGCGUCCAUCAGGUGGCGACAGAAACCUGUCUUUCACUCAGGACGCGGGAUAAGCGGAUCAGCAAAGAGAUCACGAAAUGCAAAGCUAAAAUAUAAAUUGGAGUAAAAUCUCGCCGAAUAUUGUACAGUUGGGAGCAAAAGUUUGUGCGAUGACAAAAUUGUUCAUCUUCUUUUCCAAAUGUAAAGUGAACACUGAAAAAUAUGAUAUGAUGCUCAUUUAAUGGUAUACAGACUUGUCAACGUUUAAGAAAGCCCUGGACAGGUUCAGAUGCCCUUUAUUUAAAUUUUUAGAGCUGACAGGAGGAGAACCCGAUGUGGUCUUCUUUGUUUGUAGGUACUGUUCAAGGUAAUGCGAUGCUUUUACCUAAACCUUCCCAAACCACUCUAGUCAUUCUCCUCCCUCUUAGACCAUCUAUUUAAAAAUCCACGCUGACAUGUACAAUAGUGACGCCUUGAUCUUGAUCUGCUACACGAUUGGCUGACCGAAUAAAAUCAGGACUACGCUGGUGUACAGGUGUUUCUAUUACAAAGUGGCUGAUGAGUGUAUAUGCAUGACGUCACUGCAUAAAAUCUAGACAAUAUGUAAAUAUGCUAUAUAUUCUAUAAACAUAUCAUAUGUAUUGCAGUUUCGAUUGUAUGUCCUGGAUUGUUGUCAUGUUGCUGGACACGUUUCAUUCUUGUAAUUUUAGAAUCUGUGUCAGGGUGGAUGUGGAGACACAGGUACAGGUAGAGAAAAAGCUCAGGGGAACACCAUGAAAUCAGAAUCCCCUUGCAUGGGACCUGGAGUAGGGUUUGACCUGUGAUGGCGCUUAGAAUGGGGGCUGGCAGGCAGUAAGACUGAACUUGAAAUUGGAGUUAUCCCAGAAUCUGGAUACGGAUAGUACCUGGGACAGGAGAGGCCAUCCUGGACCCCCACUGGUAGGUUGCUGGGGCAAAUACAACAUCAUCAAAGCUGGCAGAUGGAUUUGGCUCAUUGUCCCUGCAUCAUCAAAGCUAAGGGAUGGAGCCAGCUUGGAAUUUUUUAAACCAGACGGCACAGUUAGUAUGAUGUUUUUGAAACUGGGCUGAAGCCAGCAUGCCAAUUUUCAUUCAUUUUAAAUUUAGUUUCCUAAUUUGGUCAUAGCCAAUUCCGACCUGUCAUUAGGGCACAUCCACAUCAAGGCUACAACUACCGACCUGUGGGGGGAUUGGAGACUAUCACAUGCUUUGAGCCUUGUGACGCCACCAACCACAUCUUUUCAAACUGCUCACUCACACACCGUUAGGAGUGAUGAAAAAAAAACACUGGUAGGACAGCGUUAUCUGAUCCUUCCCCUUGCAUGAGCUCACAGAUGCCCGUGAUUGGCUGUAGAUCAAUCAGCACUCUCUAGGUCCUCGGCUGCAGGAAAGUACAGCAUCACCAGAGAUUCAAACUUGUGAUGUUUGAUUGAUAGGGCAAGCACUUUACCGCUGUGCCACUCGGGGGCAAGCACGCCAAUUUUAAAUACAAAGGGCGGAGCUAGCAUGAGAUUUGAUAAGUCAGGAAGUGGAGCAAGCAGGGUAUUGCAGGGCUUGGUUACGAUGGUGCAUAGCAUAGUUUGGACAAACAAGACCCGGGUAAGGCAGAGCAACCCUUUGUUUAAGGAGAGCAGGGAUUGGUCUGAACAAUAAAGGACAUCAAGUUUGCAUGUUGAGGGAGGCCAGCUUGUCAAUCUGGGCUGUGGGCUGUGUGUGAAGGAAGCCUCCCUGUUGGCCUCACCAUGGUGAACCCAGUGACCCAGUGCUGGUGAUCCACUGCUUCCCUAUUUUCAGUGAGUCAACUUGACUAAAUGAGCGAGAGAUAGAGAGAAAGAUAGUGAUACUACGGCUUUGGGAGCUUUUCCAAGAAACAUAAUGGAGCUUAAUUAAGGAAAGAAAAAUAGAAAAGGACCUCCAAUAGCUUAAGAGCACGAUGGAAAAUCAUAAUAAAAUCAAAAUAAUGUCGUACAAAUACAAAAUAAAGUAAUGAGUCAAAAUUAGGGGGAUGCCAUGACAUUUUUGUAUAAUUCAAAUAUAUUUUGCUUUUUUUGCACCUAUCAUUUUGCACUCCUAUAAAACUGAUAACAUAGUAAAAAAUAUGAUAAAUGUAAAAUAAUUUAUAAUUCUUAUUUUUAAUUGUUUAUUAAUUUAAUAAUAAGUUUGAAUGUUUUCUUUUUUAUACGCCAUUCUCCUCACUAUGAAUAUGUUAAUGAGGGGGUGUGGUCAAAGACAGGAUCUGAAAAGAAAAAACUAAAUUUUGUGUGUGUAUAUAUAUAUAUAUAUAUAUGUAUACUAUUACUUCUAUAAGUAUAUAGAAGUAAUAGUAUUAAAACAAAAGAAAAUGUAUUGUUUUUAGUUUUAUUAUUUUAUUUAUUAUGUUAUUCACUUCAUAUUUGUUGGAUAACCAGUCUGUUAGUAACAGAUAGUUUUGAGGAUUUGAAAAUAAAAUAAUUAGCAAAAAUAUUCUUUUCCACUCAUACUCAGAUUCUUGAUUGAGUUUGUACAGGACGUUGUAGAUGAUGUUAAAAAUGAUGUUAUACUGUAUGUCACUCUGUAAACAGUGUUAUAAUCGAUCGACGUUAUGAAUUGUGCCCUGAAUGACUUUAUGAAUGUUCUUAUGAACUACAUUACAAAUGAUGUUUAUGAAUGAUGUUAAGAAUGAAAAAUGCCAUUAAAAAUUAUAUAAAUGUUUUGA
Clarias gariepinus (North African catfish) is the source of this 4425-nucleotide messenger RNA. It is a transcript of the gene ltb4r2a, whose product is annotated as leukotriene B4 receptor 2a. Gene Ontology annotation, biological process: complement receptor mediated signaling pathway; positive regulation of cytosolic calcium ion concentration; phospholipase C-activating G protein-coupled receptor signaling pathway. The coding region runs from base 431 to 1555 and encodes 374 amino acids. Gene Ontology annotation, molecular function: leukotriene receptor activity; complement receptor activity. The transcript is spliced from 5 exons. The record is from RefSeq and is a predicted model, not a curated record. Gene Ontology annotation, cellular component: plasma membrane. NCBI's taxonomy places the organism in Eukaryota, Metazoa, Chordata, Actinopteri, Siluriformes, Clariidae.